This is a messenger RNA of Heteronotia binoei (common prickly gecko), 1071 nucleotides long. Its product is annotated as ras-related protein Rab-6B-like. Gene Ontology annotation, molecular function: GTP binding; GTPase activity. The record is from RefSeq and is a predicted model, not a curated record. The transcript is spliced from 8 exons. The coding region runs from base 51 to 692 and encodes 213 amino acids. NCBI's taxonomy places the organism in Eukaryota, Metazoa, Chordata, Lepidosauria, Squamata, Gekkonidae.
CGCCGCCCCUGCCCUGCCCUGCCCUGCCUUCCCCCGCCUCCAGCCCCAGCAUGUCGGUGCCCGGAGGAGCCGGCGGCGAGUUCGGCAAUCCGCUGCGCAAGUUCAAGUUGGUUUUCCUCGGGGAGCAAAGCGUUGGAAAGACCUCCCUGAUCACCAGGUUUAUGUAUGAUAGUUUUGACAACACUUACCAGGCCACUAUUGGAAUUGAUUUCCUCUCAAAGACAAUGUAUCUAGAAGACCGCACGCAGGUCCGACUUCAGCUUUGGGACACAGCGGGCCAGGAGCGGUUCCGUAGCCUCAUUCCCAGCUACAUCCGUGACUCAACUAUUGCAGUGGUAGUCUAUGACAUUACAAAUCUGAACUCCUUCCAGCAAACUUCCAAAUGGAUUGAUGAUGUGCGAACAGAGAGAGGGAGUGAUGUCAUCAUCAUGCUGGUGGGGAAUAAGACUGACCUUGCAGACAAAAGGCAAAUUACUACAGAAGAAGGUGAACAGAGAGCCAAAGAACUGAGCGUGAUGUUUAUUGAGACUAGUGCAAAGACUGGAUACAACGUGAAACAGCUUUUCCGGCGUGUGGCAGCUGCCUUACCAGGGAUGGACAGUGCUCCCGAGAAGAGCAAAGAUGACAUGAUCGACAUCAAACUAGAGAAGCCUCCCGAGCAGCCGGUAACGGAGAGCGGGUGCUCCUGCUAAAGGAGCUGCCGCCUGGCGACCCCUUCCCAAUCGGCCAGCCCGGCCCCGCUGAAGAGCAUCCCCUUUUCAUCGACUAGAGAAGCAACUUUCUGAGGGCUGCCACCCCGGCCUCGUGUGCGAUUGAGCCCCUCCACCCCCCCCAUCCUCGUUCUGUGGACAGCUCCGGCUGCCCCCCUCCUACUGCAUGGUGUGAACCUCAAAUGUGUCCUGUCCCCUUGUUGGUUGUUGCACUUGGUGCCGUGGCACCCUUUUCUCAGUUUCCUACCUUGGGCGCGCCUGCCUAAGAUGUGUUGUCCUAUGAAUGCAAAAGGGGAGGAGCUUUUCCCUCAAGUUAGGAGAACACUGAUAAACCUAACGGCAAAGGGGAGGUAGUGGAGCC